This is a messenger RNA of Effrenium voratum, 528 nucleotides long. The record is from the annotation of a GenBank genome assembly. NCBI's taxonomy places the organism in Eukaryota, Dinophyceae, Suessiales, Symbiodiniaceae.
AUGAGCGCAUCCGUCGCGAUCCGUCAGGGCGCGCCCGACGACAGCGACGGCAUCGAGGCGCUCUAUCCCGAUGCCUUUCCGGACGAGGAUCUGCUGCCGGUGGUUCGCAAGCUGCUGGACAUGCCGUCCGGCGUCCUGUCGCUGGUGGCGGUGGAGGACGGCGUGCUCGUCGGACAUGUCAUCUUCACCGAUUGCGGCCUCAGCGAUGCCGAUGCGCGCCUUGCGCUCCUCGGUCCGCUCGGCGUCGCAUCCGCACGGCAGGGGCAGGGGAUCGGCAGCGCGCUCGUCCGCGAUGGCCGCGAAAGGCUGAGACAGGCCGGCAUCACCCAUGUCUUCGUCCUGGGCGAUCCCGCCUAUUACGCCCGCUUCGGCUUUGCCCCCGAGACCGGCGUCGCAACGCCGUUCGAACUGCCUGUCUCAUGGCGGGACGCAUGGCAGUCGCUCGCCCUUGCCGCCGCCGCCAGGCCGCCGCGCGGCACGCUUUCGGUGCCCGAGCCCUGGAGCGACCCCGCCCUUUGGGCACCCUGA